Messenger RNA from Cyclospora cayetanensis, 2877 nucleotides. RefSeq lists its product as uncharacterized. Lineage: Eukaryota; Apicomplexa; Conoidasida; Eucoccidiorida; Eimeriidae. The coding region runs from base 1 to 2877 and encodes 958 amino acids. The transcript is spliced from 3 exons. The record is from RefSeq and is a predicted model, not a curated record.
AUGGAAUCGAGACCUGGCGAGAACUCUUCCCCUGUCCCACAUGAACCUGGAGUUGACGCACAAGACGCUUUAUGCAACUACUUGCGAAAGCUCUAUUUAUUGGGCACAGCUACGCACACCGUAGCUGGCCCACCCCUUUCCAUGUGGGAGCCCGGAGAAUUGGGAGCAGAUGAGGGAGAUAGAUUUCGGAAACAAUUAGUAGCCUACCACCAUGAUGGCGCUGUGAUUUUAUCUGAGGAAUACGGCAACGAAUUCACGGCUACGGUGACUGAGACUGAGGGCUUACAGCACACAAAGACUGGAUCUAUACAAAGGGCUGUUGGAUCUGAUGAUUCUACGCUGCUCUCUUCUGAAUACCAUGGUGGUCUAGAGGGUCCUGGCUCCUCUGUUGAAGCAGUUGAUCUUGAAGAAGUCCCCUCUGGUGUACCGGAGUUGGCUAGCGCGUGUGAGUCUGUUUGGGAUACCGAGACAUCACAGCAGGGGAAGGGUGGCCCUGGGUUUCCUAGGCUGCUGCAUUUAGCAAGUGCUAAUUUGCUUGUACUUGCGUUGCUGUAUAUUAUUGUGGGCUUGAGGAGCCUUGCGGCAGCGGAAAGCCGGGACAAAGAAGAGAAAAAAGCCAUUGAGAAAGAGAAGGCUGCUUUGCAAGCGGCCAUAAGUCAGGAGGCUGCAAAGGCUGAGUUUACCAGGGCGGAAGUGAAAUUGGGGCCUGAUAACCGCGCGAUUACCCAAUCCAUUGUGGAAUAUGCGCGUGAAAUGGAGCCAAAGUUGGCUGCCAAGUACGCUAAAGCUAUGGCGAACGCGCGAACAGCCAAAGAGAUACUGGAGCGCGCAAAGAAGUCGCCGCAGGAAGCGGUUUCUGCGCAGGAUGCCGCAAUGGUUGAGCUCGAGUUGGCGGACCAGAUGAAAGGUGUAUCAGAAGAACAGUUGCCGGAGUUUCUGGAGAAGAUAAGGCAAGAGGACAUCCUUGCGAGUAUGUGGCUGGAGUUGCUUGACAACUGUAUUGGAUUGGCUCGUGCGCAGACACCUGAGGAAGCGUCUAGAGCAAAGCAAAGUCAUCUUGCCCAUCUAGACGAAUAUCAGGGUAGGUACCAGGAGCUCAUGGAAGAGCUGCCGGUGCAAAAAGCUUUAUUAAAGCAGGAAAUGAUGUUAGAUAAAUCCCUGGAUGAGGACAUAGCAGGAUUGGAGAAGCAGGUGGAGGAAGCCGAACAGAAGAUAAGUGACCAAGAGUUAGCAUUUGGCCCCGACCGCAAGACAGCAGACGAGUUGACUAAGGAAGCGAUGGAUAGGCUGAGGAAUCAAAGGAAACUUACUGCAAAGCUACGAGAGGAAAGCGCUAUGAACAGGGUCAGCUGGUAUGCCCUUCAGCAGGCAGAGAACUCGCUGAAGGAGAAUAAAAAACAGCUGGGAAUAUUACUGAGUUCAAAGUCCCUUAUGCCCACUGACUAUGAGAGCUUGGAACUCACUCCAGGUGCCCUACACCUUGAAGAGAAGCAGCUCCUAAAGGCUGAAAAGCAUUUAAAGGCCCUUGAGGAUGAGCGGGCUCUUUUGGUGGCCGAGCACGAGGCCCUGAAACUGAAGUGCGACGAGACUGUCAACAACAAGAACAUUGCCGCCAAACUGCUAGAAAUGGUUAAAAUUCCCCAGGAAGAGCUACUAAGCCUCAAGGAUGCAUCAGAAGGUACUGGUGGGGAAGAGAUGAAGCAUCAUGAUGUACGGAUGGAGGGAAAAUUAGUAAAUACGGCGGUGCGACGGGCUCUUGAGAAACUAGAGCAGUUUGAAACGAACAGAACGAAGCAAGAAUCAGUAGAUCGAAAUCUUGUUGUCGCAUCUAGCGCAGUGAAACGCUGGGGACGAGAGGUUGAAAAGCUCAAAGCCCACAUGGAGCUGCGAAUGAGAGACCCGAUGGCAUUUGGCACGGCUGCACAGGAAGAACUAACGCGCAGGAUGGCCAAGAAGAAAGAUGUGGCAAUCAGUCUGCGGGACAGGUUUUCGGGCUUUAGCUCCUUCAUUUUUGACCAUCCAGAUUCAAGUAUAGCUCUUAGUUUGUGGACAAAAGAUGUGGCGCCUUACGCAAAUGCCUAUGUUCUCAGCAUACAGGAGUUUGUGCAGGACUUGUCCCGCCUCCGGCUGGCAGACGCAUUCACUCAGGAUUACUUGUGGAAUAGGCAGCUAAUUGAGGACUUGCAGUUGAAGCCUAUCGAAGAUCUCAUGCGUGAUGUGACAGCAGGCUCCGAAGGUGCACUGCAGAAGGAACGCGUAAGCUCCAGGCUGGAGUCUCUCAAGUCAGAGCUGAGUACUCUCGAGACCCAGGAGCAAGCUAUCAAGCAGGAAAUACAAGAGCUUCGCACUCAGCUCGAGCUAAUGACGGACUCAGGUUUCUGGAACUCGAGCAUGCCUCAGCUGAUAACAGGUACUUCGACCUACAUUGAGCGGCAGACAGCUAUGCUCAAUUUCCUUGGGCGCCGCAAGGAGUGGCUACAGGGUGUCACUGAAGGCGAUGUGCAACAGGAAGUGCAGCAAUGUUUCAUGGAUGCAGUAAGGGUAUCAGGAGAACGGCUCACGCGGUACGGACCAGACCCAAGCAUUCUCGAUGCCCUGCACAAUGCGCACAAAACCGCUAUUGGCGAUGUUGCUGCUAACCUCAAAAAGAUUAUGGCAGAUCAUAGGGUAGAUGAGGAGACAUUAGCUCCUGCAUAUAACAAAAGUCGGUUUCCAACUCAUAAACGAAGUGAAGACAUUUCUGACCAACCGGGAUUUCCGGCUAGAGGUCCCACCGAGUUCGGCGGGGAGGUGCAUGAUAAGCUGCCCGAACCAGUGUCCAGAUUGAAUUUUGAUGAUGGUUUUACGGGAGAAACAUACGUCUCAGAAAUACAGUGA